Alosa alosa (allis shad) is the source of this 4193-nucleotide messenger RNA. It is a transcript of the gene fut8a, whose product is annotated as fucosyltransferase 8a (alpha (1,6) fucosyltransferase). The transcript has 11 exons. Gene Ontology annotation, cellular component: Golgi cisterna membrane. Bases 655 to 2382 code for a protein of 575 amino acids. The record is from RefSeq and is a predicted model, not a curated record. Gene Ontology annotation, molecular function: glycoprotein 6-alpha-L-fucosyltransferase activity; protein binding. Lineage: Eukaryota; Metazoa; Chordata; Actinopteri; Clupeiformes; Clupeidae. Gene Ontology annotation, biological process: protein N-linked glycosylation.
GUGUCAGCCCCGAGCCUACUCCAAAGCCAAGCAGCAGAGAGUAUUCAGACAGUGGUAUCCACAGUUCCUGUUUCCGCCUUGCGCUUCGACAGAUCUCAACCUCUUAAGCAUCUCUCUUGCCCCGAAGACAUACCCUCUGGAUCACCGGAUUUUUUGUGCCAAAAAACAGGAGGAGAGGGAGCCUUCUGUCCACAAGUACACGCGGCAGAAAGGAGGGAGCUGCAGCUCCAGGUUCACGCUGGAGACUGAGCUGAAGCCAGUAGACAUCCACACACGACCUCCGGGACCCAAGCCACAAACAUCAGCCACCCCUGUUCCCAGACCAGCAGCACAGAUGUUGUAACGCCUGGAGAAGCACGAUAAGCAGCCCCUCAACACACUCUUCAUCGUUUUUCUCCUCUUCUCCAUCGUCCUCUUCCUCCUGUCUUGUACCCCUCUCCUCACCUCACCUCCGGGGACGGUGACGAUGAUGAUGAUGAUGAAGAUGACGACGACGUGUCGGCAUAUGGCGUUGUGACGAGGACACACACCCUCUCUUCCCUCCACACACACACACACACACACACACACACACCCACACACACCCCUCACACACACACAUUCGGUGAUUCCCCCCUGUGGUGCCGCUGGGCAGCGGCGGAGGCUGGGCUGAAGAUGCGGCCAUGGACGGGCUCGUGGCGCUGGAUAAUGCUGGUGCUGCUGGCGUGGGGCACGCUGCUCUUCUACAUCGGCGGGCACCUGGUGCGCGACAACGACCAUCCGGAGCGGUCCAGCCGCGAGCUCUCCAAGAUCCUGGCCAAGCUGGAACGACUGAAGCAGCAGAACGAGGACCUGCGCCGCAUGGCCGAGACACUACGGUUGCCAGAGGGACCAGCAGAUGGAGGUCGGGUCCACAGCCUAGAGGAGCAGCUAAUCAAAGCUAAAGAGCAGAUCAAUUCCUACAGAAGUCUCCCUGCUGAUGGGCCGGGUCAGAACCACGAGGAGCUGCGGCGAAAGGUGGAGAAUGGGAUGAAGGAGAUCUGGUACUUUGUGCGCAGUGAGGUCAAGAAGCUAGGCCACAUGGAGAGCAACGACAUACAGAAACGAGCCGACACCCUGCUGCAGGACCUGGGCGAACAGCAGAGGUCGAUUAUGACGGAUCUGCACCACAUGAGCAUGGCGGACGGAGCGGGAGACUGGAGAGAGAAGGAGGCCAAAGACCUGUCCGACCUGGUGCAGAACCGCAUCACUUACCUGCAGAACCCUGCGGACUGCAGUAAGGCCCGUAAGCUGGUGUGUAACAUCAAUAAGGGCUGUGGCUAUGGCUGCCAGCUGCACCACGUGGUCUACUGCUUCAUGAUCGCCUACGGCACGCAGCGCACGCUCAUCCUGGAGUCACAGAACUGGCGCUACUCCAACGGCGGCUGGGAGACCGUCUUCAAGCCCGUCAGCGAAAGCUGCACUGACCGCAGUGGGACCUCCACCGGACACUGGUCAGGUGAGGCUAAUGACCGUGACGUGCAGGUGGUGGAGCUACCCAUCGUGGACAGCCUGCACCCGCGCCCGCCCUACCUCCCCCUGGCCAUCCCCGAGGACCUGGCCGACCGCCUCCACCGUCUCCACGGUGACCCCUCCGUCUGGUGGGUGUCGCAGUUCGUCAAGUACUUGAUUCGCCCCCAGGCCUGGCUGGACAAGGAGAUCCGGGACACUACCGCCAAGCUGGGCUUCAAGCAUCCAAUCAUAGGGGUGCAUGUCCGACGGACAGAUAAGGUGGGUACGGAAGCGGCGUUCCACCCCAUCGAGGAAUACAUGCAGCACGUGGAGGACUACUACCAAAUGCUGGCCCGCCGCACGCACGUGGACAAGAAACGCGUCUACCUGGCCACUGACGACCCCUCGCUGCUGCAGGAGGCCAAGUCCAAGUACCCAGACUACGAGUUCAUCAGUGAUAACUCCAUCUCAUGGUCAGCUGGCCUACACAACCGCUACACUGAGAACUCCCUACGAGGGGUCAUCCUAGACAUCCACUUCCUGUCGCAAACCAACUACCUGGUCUGCACCUUCUCCUCACAGGUGUGCCGCGUGGCCUAUGAGAUCAUGCAGACGCUGCACCCAGACGCCUCUGCCUACUUCCACUCGCUGGACGACAUCUACUACUUCGGCGGGCAGAACGCCCACAACCAGAUCGCCAUCUACAACCACGAGCCGCGCGGCGGGGACGAGAUCCCGCUGGAGCCCGGCGACGUCAUCGGCGUGGCGGGGAACCACUGGGACGGCUACUCCAAAGGCAUCAACCGCAAGACGGGCCGCACCGGCCUCUACCCCUCCUACAAGGUCAAAGAGAAGAUCGAAACUGUUAAAUACCCCACCUACCCCGAGGCAGACAAGCUCCUCAAUCAGUAGAGAGAUACGGACAGAGAGAGACAGAGAGAGAGAUAAGAGGGAUAAAAAAAAGACUAUGAGAUGGAGAGUGAGGAGAGGAAAGAGAAGAGGUACUGUUGCUCUCUCUGCUUGAUGUGGAAAAAAAAUCCAGACCCUUCAGAAGGGGUAUGCACUUUGUGUUUGUGUGUGGAUGAAGUGUGUGUGUGUGUGUGUAUAUGUGUGUGUGUGUGUGUGUGUGUGUGUGUGAGAGAGAGAGAGAUGAAGGGGGUGAUUUUACAGGGUAAUAGUCACACUCCUCCUGGACUCUGUGCCCUCCCCACCCUGGCUCUCCUCCCUCUUGUCAGGGUUGAGAGUGGAAAAAUUGACGAGCGAAAGAGAGCGAGAGGAAGACAGAAAGAAAGAAAGAAAGAGGAAGAGCAAAAAGAGAGUGAGGAGCCUCAAGUGGAAAGAAGACUUUUCCAGAGCAAACUGUUACUGUAAAGUGAACCUCUUGAGCCGAGCUCACUGACUCUCCCAGCCUCCGGUUCAAUGAAGGGGAAAAAGCGUGAUCUCAACACAGCAACAAAAAAUAUUUAAAACAAAAAAUAAUGGUAAAAAAAAAGAACAAACAUUAAGCUGAGAACUUAAUAUCCUGAGGAAAAAAAGACAUACACUCAUGAAUUGUGAAGUACCAAGAAGAGCUCCUUUUUUUCUCUCUUUCCCCUUUCCCCCCUCUAUACGGUUUCCCCUCCUUAUGUGGACAUUGACUGCACUCCUCUGUAGCCAAAUGUUUUCUUUUUUCUUCUCUGCUACCAAUCUUUCGAUCAUGCCAUCUCACCUGCCAACUUAUCCUUACCCACUUGCUCUUAAUUUUUUUUCACUGCCAUUUUGUGCUCUUUAAAAAGUGAUUUCAACAUUCAGUUGUUCUGUGUAUGUGUGUUUAUGUGUGUUUGUGUGUAUAGUUCAAAAUAUGGUGCCUAUAAAAAGGUGAAAUGCUUGUAUACCUGAAAUGUGUGUGUGUGUGUGUGUGUGUGUGUGUGUGUGUGUGUGUGUGUGUGUGUGUGUGUGUGUGUGUGUGUGUGUAUGUGUGUGUGUGUGUGUGUGUGCGCUGGAAGUUUCUGGAACGUUCCUAACCAGCCUUGACUCACUGAGGACACACUCCAGCUCCAUUCCUGUGUCUUACGCAUCUCCGUCCUACGAUCCCACUGUCUCCUUUUUAUAUGUCAAAUAAUGUUAUUAAAUGAUAAACACUCAACAAAAUGGAAGUUAUUAUUAUUAUUAUUAUUAUUAUUAUUAUUAUUAUUAUUAUUGAAGAAUUUUGGAUGGCAGGAAUGAAUAUAUUGUCAUAACUGGUUUUAGUCUACCAUGAGGACAUUUCCAUGUUUUGCGUUUGAGCAUUGUCUUCGAUAAAGCCGACCAAAUAAAACCGGUCAACCAAAGCUGUCUGCUUAUGUGUACUGUACUUUAUGUUGUUUUGAUCUAUUUGGUUACUGUGAGGUUGGGAGCAGACAUCCCUCAUACCCUCAUGACUUUCUCAGUGCCUUAUGUGAUCGUUUAUGUGAGGUAGAAAAUGAGUGCUCCCUCCGGUGCUAUAAACUGUUAACAAUGUUUGAUGUCUCGGGUAAAGUCAAGGGAACAACUUUGGUUUGAGCUUGGGCCUCAAAUAUAUCUCCCAAUGUUAUGAGUCCUCAAAUAGCAUCAAUAACAGUAUUUGUGUAAGCAAAUGUAAAAAGCUUCAAAAAGCAAGCUUAGAUCCCCUAUGACACACUGCAUGCAAAAGUUCUCUCCAUUAAAGAGAUCAAGAAGCUUGAAAUGAAUAAUUGGAAUCCCAAUAAAUCUGUUUCAUGUCUGUC